This is a messenger RNA of Dinoponera quadriceps, 1581 nucleotides long. RefSeq names its product tubulin alpha-1 chain-like. Gene Ontology annotation, molecular function: GTP binding; structural constituent of cytoskeleton. The transcript is spliced from 3 exons. Gene Ontology annotation, biological process: microtubule cytoskeleton organization; mitotic cell cycle. NCBI's taxonomy places the organism in Eukaryota, Metazoa, Arthropoda, Insecta, Hymenoptera, Formicidae. The record is from RefSeq and is a predicted model, not a curated record. The coding region runs from base 153 to 1508 and encodes 451 amino acids. Gene Ontology annotation, cellular component: cytoplasm; microtubule.
UGCUCGCGUACUAGUCGUUCGUUUGGCGAGGCGUUGCAUAGUUGUUAGCAGAAGCUCCAUUACUUGCUUUCGCCAACUAUCGAUCUCGCGUGCGGUUACUUCAACCCUUUCUCUUUCUUUGUAAGAAAUCGACGAAUAAAUCGUGAUACAAAAUGCGUGAAUGUAUCUCAAUUCAUGUUGGACAAGCUGGAGUGCAGAUUGGCAAUGCCUGCUGGGAGCUGUAUUGCCUGGAACACGGAAUUCAGCCGGACGGCCAGAUGCCAUCCGACAAGAGCAUCGGAGGUGGAGAUGACAGCUUCAACACUUUCUUCAGCGAGACUGGUGCUGGCAAACAUGUACCCAGAGCAGUUUUUAUCGAUUUGGAACCUACUGUAGUUGAUGAGGUUCGCACUGGAACUUACCGCCAGCUCUUCCAUCCGGAACAGCUAAUCACUGGCAAGGAGGAUGCUGCGAAUAACUAUGCUCGUGGUCACUAUACAAUCGGCAAAGAGAUCGUGGAUCUCGUAUUAGACCGCAUUCGCAAGCUCGCGGACCAAUGCACUGGCCUGCAAGGUUUCCUCAUUUUCCAUUCAUUCGGCGGUGGCACUGGCUCUGGUUUCACCUCCCUUUUGAUGGAACGUCUGUCUGUGGAUUACGGAAAGAAGUCAAAGCUUGAGUUCGCCAUUUAUCCCGCACCGCAGGUCUCCACCGCUGUGGUUGAACCGUACAACUCGAUCUUGACGACGCAUACUACCCUGGAACACUCAGACUGUGCUUUCAUGGUUGACAACGAGGCCAUCUACGAUAUCUGUCGUCGCAACCUGGACAUUGAACGACCGACUUACACUAACCUGAACCGUCUGAUCGGCCAGAUCGUCUCCUCCAUCACAGCGUCCCUGCGGUUCGAUGGCGCACUGAACGUCGACCUCACCGAGUUCCAGACCAAUUUGGUGCCCUACCCGCGUAUUCAUUUCCCACUUGUCACUUACGCGCCUGUUAUCUCGGCGGAGAAAGCGUACCACGAGCAACUUUCCGUCUCGGAGAUCACCAAUGCCUGCUUCGAGCCGGCUAAUCAGAUGGUCAAGUGCGACCCACGUCAUGGCAAGUACAUGGCUUGCUGUAUGCUGUACCGCGGUGACGUCGUACCCAAGGACGUAAACGCGGCGAUCGCCACCAUCAAAACCAAGAGGACUAUCCAAUUCGUCGACUGGUGUCCCACCGGUUUCAAGGUCGGCAUCAACUAUCAGCCGCCGACCGUCGUGCCUGGCGGCGACCUCGCCAAGGUUCAACGCGCCGUCUGCAUGUUAUCCAACACCACCGCCAUCGCCGAGGCUUGGGCUCGUCUCGACCACAAGUUCGAUCUCAUGUAUGCCAAGCGCGCGUUUGUCCACUGGUACGUCGGCGAGGGUAUGGAGGAAGGUGAAUUCUCCGAGGCGCGUGAGGAUCUCGCUGCGCUCGAGAAAGAUUACGAGGAGGUCGGAAUGGAUUCCGCAGAGGGCGAAGGCGAGGAGGGCGCUGAAGAAUAUUAAAGACAGCGAUCUCUUUCUUAAAAAGACAUGGCUCCGAUGUUGAAAUAAAGUAUUAAACCCAUUUGCAACGCAA